This is a messenger RNA of Sungouiella intermedia, 3261 nucleotides long. Lineage: Eukaryota; Fungi; Ascomycota; Pichiomycetes; Serinales; Metschnikowiaceae. The record is from the annotation of a GenBank genome assembly.
AUGUCUAAUUCAAUAAAACCCACUGCCUCAAGGCAAUUCAUAUCAGCAACUCCUGAUUUUUUGGAAGAUGAUACAUCUGGGUGGAAGUCCGACCAACCGUCAUUCAAUAUCGAAAAUGUGCAACUUCAAUUUGAUUUACGAAAUGGGCUCCAGAACUUAUUAGUGUCAAAUAAUUUCAUGUAUGUUUUGUCUUCUAACAUUGUUUUCAGAAUCGAUUUGGACAAUCCAUCAAUUCCUACAAAAAUUAUGGUCCCAAUGCUGAACGAUGGACUGAAAGUCACCAAUUGGUGGCUUCAUCCCAAUGGAAAGUUCUUGAUUGUGCAAGUCAAUAACAAUCAGUAUUUUCAUCUUCACAGUCAGUAUUUAAAAUUCAAAAUUCUCCCAAGAUUCAAGGGGCUAAAUAUCGAACAUAUAUGCUUUGGAGAUAAACAUUCCCAUCAGAGCACCGGUGAUUUUCUUUUAUCCUCUAAAGAUGGAAAUAUUUAUGUAGCAAGCAUCAAAUUUCACGAACCCGGAGUUCAGGAUAAGAAGCGUGACGACAAGUAUGUUAAGCAAUUGCACAGGCUUGACGGGACUAUUCAUGGACUUUUAUUCUCAAACAAUAGCACACAGAUACAGAUAUUCGUGGAUGAUGAAAUAUUAGUGUGGGACUGUUUUGAGCCAGUCAUGGCGGAACUCACGAGAGUCUUUCGGCAGCCUCCAAAGAAGUUGCCCAUUACACUCCUGAAUGAGCAACCGGUCUUUUUUAUAAAGCAACUGAACUUUUACCUCGUGGAUCCCUUAACUGGAGACAUUUACUCCAAUGACGAAGAGAUUCAAAUGUCCUCUACUGACAAAAUGAACCUAGGGGAAUUUGGCUUAUUCGGCGGACGAAACUCUUUCAUCGUGACGUCCCAUCAUAUCAUUUGUUUGUCACAAUCGCGAGAUUCUUUGAUUAUAUUUAGCAAGCUUGUUCUUCAAAGUCCUAUUGUCAUUCCCCUUGGACCUCACAUUGAAGCUCGGGAACAGGUUUUCGGUCUUGUUUCAGAUGUUUUGGGUAACACACAUUGGAUUUACACUUCUGACGGGAUCUAUGAGAUUCUUAUUUCAAAUGAAUCUAUUUCUGUUUGGUAUAAUUACUACAGAGUUGGAAAUUAUGAACAAGCUUUGAGAUUAUUGGAGGCCAGUAAUGUGCCGAGCUCGUCAUUAAAGAAGAAUUUGGUUUUAGUAAAACAAGGUUAUGAUUUACUUCAAAAAGGAGAUUUCGGUCUCCAACCACUGAGCCAUAGUCAUGAAGCUUACAAUCUUCAACUUGAAGGAGUUAGACAAUUGGCUAGACUGAAGGAGCCAUUCGAAAAAGUUUGUUUGAUGCUUUUCGGUUUGCAGGAAUCAAACUUUGAUGUAUCUUUAGUUGCGAACAAACUUCUCUUGGAGUAUUUGAAGGUGAAAUUUUCCCUUUCUAAGGAUUCCAACAACAGAACUCGAAUUGUAGUAUUGUCGAGUUGGAUUGUGCAACUACUGUUAAGAGUUAUCCAAACUUUGGAAUCCCGACUUAGGAUUGAUGAUAUCGAUAAUUUUGCUAGUUAUACCGAAAAUUAUAAUACGGGAAAGGAUGCUUUGAAGAAGUCCCUUGAUGAGUUCAACAGUUCUCUCGACGAAUUUUUGAAAGCCAAUUACAAAUUGGUCGAUUCCAUUACAAUUUAUGAAAUUCUUCGGGGAAUGGGGUUCCCAUUGAAAUUGCUUUCGUUUGCAGAAUUAUUGGAGGAAUAUGAUUUUAUCCUCAACUAUUACAUUGAAAGAGAACAAUGGAGCAAUGCGCUUAAGGCUCUUUCGAAAUUGUUCGUUAAAAGCAAGGAAAGAGCCCUCGAGGCAAUGCAACGCACCUCUACUGUUCUUCUCAUUAACUAUGCAUCAGGCACUAUAGAGGCUUGGCUUCGCUUCCCUGAGGUCUAUUAUGAAGCAUUGUUACCCGCUAUUUUAACAUACAAUAGAAACGGCGAAUAUGCUCCAUUCAAUCAGAAUCCCACCAUGCAAUUUUUUCUGCGUUUGAUAUUUGAAAAAGGCAUACAAAGCCAGGUCAUGAAUGAUUACUACCUAGCACUUCUCGUAACUUAUCCUCCGCAGGAUGAUGAGGAUGAAAUCAAUACAGCUCUUAUUAAGACUAUAGAGUAUCUUAAGAAAGAGAAUCUGAAUCAACUUCGAAAAGGAAAGCAGUACGACUCUGAAUAUCUUCUUCGACUUUGUUUGAAGCACAAUAAGGUUGACGCAGCAAUAUUCAUUCUUGUUAAGGAUUUGCAUUUGUUUGAUACUGCUUUGAAACUUGCUAUAGAUCAAAAUUUGGUAUCUGCUGCAGAAUUCGUUCUACAGCUGUUCAACGAAUAUGUCUCAAAUAAUAACAAACCAGGAAGUGGUGAGCAUGUUACCACUGGUCAAGAAGAAGAAAGUCAAUUCACAAACCAUAUUAAACUUGAGGAUACUAAUUUUGCUUCCCGAAAGAGAUUGUGGAUGAUUUAUGCAAAAUACUUAAUUACCAGUGUUUGCAACGGUGUUCAUUUUAAUACCUUGGAAAAUAAUAAUGAACUACUGAUUGCCAAUUCACAAUUUAAGAAGAUUAAAAGCAACAAUGAAGUGAUCUUAGCAAAUGGAAUUGGUGAAAGAGGUAGCGCAGAUACGGAUACCAAGUUGAAAUCCCAAGAGUUGAAUAAAGUUUUGAACUACAUUCUCCAUCUUAAUCGAGAAGAUGAAACUAUAAGUAUUCUUACUUUGAAGGAUUUGUUACCCUUAUUACCAGAAGAUGUUUUGAUAACCAGUUUCAAGGAAGAAAUUGUGGAUUCCUUGGAUAAUUAUAAUAAUCGCAUCAACCAACUAUCUCUUGAGAUGCAAGAAUCUGCUGAAAUUGCUGAUAAAUUGAAAGGACAAAUCUUGAAUUCUGAAGCACGUGAGAAGUCCGGUUCACUUUUCACAAUUAUCGAACCCGGUGAGCCUUGCAAACUAUGUGAGCGACUACUUAUUGAUAAAAAUUUUCUUGCUUUCCGCAAUUGUCAUCAUUGUUUCCACAAGGACUGCGCUAUUCGUUAUUACCUUAAACUGAGAGGUGAUUACAGGUUUAAAAAGAUCUUCCAAAACUUCAAGAUAAAUUCUUCGGUUACAGAUGAAAGAGAGCUUGAUGACAUUUUGUUGUCCAAUUGUUUGUUAUGCAAUGACAGCAGUAUUAACUCUGUUGAUGAAUAUCUUGUGGACUUUGAAAACCAAGUCGAAGAAAAAAAAGAUUGGGAUUUGUGA